Schistosoma margrebowiei is the source of this 1276-nucleotide messenger RNA. The record is from the annotation of a GenBank genome assembly. NCBI's taxonomy places the organism in Eukaryota, Metazoa, Platyhelminthes, Trematoda, Strigeidida, Schistosomatidae.
AUGAAGUUCAUUAUAAUACUAUUGAUUUGGUUACAUAUAUUAUUACAUAAUGUCCAUUCAAAUAGAACAUUGAUAUUUAAUGAAUUAUGGAAGAAAUGGAAAUCUAUUUAUGCUAAACAAUACAAUGAUCUAAAUGAAGAAUUGAUUCGACAAAGAAUUUGGAAUAAGAAUCUAAUUAAAAUUCAAUUGCAUAAUUUACGUUAUGAUUUAGGCUUUGAAACAUAUUCUAUUGGUUUAAGUCGAUUUACCGAUAUUGAAUGGAAUGAAUUUUGUUCAAUGUAUAAAAUUGACAAGAGAUUAAUUAUUCCUGAAUCAUCUUUUAUUGAAGAAGAUUAUGAUGUGAAUAAUGUUGGUUGGACACCAGAUUCAUAUGAUUGGCGUCAUUUGAAUGUUGUGAAUGAACCAAGAGAUGAAGGUUCAUGCAUUGGUUCGUAUGCAUUUGCUGUAACAGCUGUAACUGAAUCUCAAUAUGCUUUACGUACAUCUAAUCGAAAAAAUUUUUCUGUACAACAGUUUAUUGAUUGUACACGUAUAUAUGGUAAUAUGGGCUGUCAUGGUGGUUACACAUUUACAUUGUUUAUUUAUUUACAAAAUUUUGGAUUAGAAACAGAAGAGAAUUAUCCUUUUACGGGUGGGGAUCAAGAUUGUUUAGCAAAUAGUUCAGAUGUGAUUGUUCAAUCGAUUGGUUAUAAAUUUCAUCGACAUGGUUAUGAAACAAUUUUGAAAUGGGCAGUGUACAAUGAAGGUCCAUAUGUAAUUUCAAUGAAUAUUGAUGAAAAGUUUUUACAUUAUAAGUCAGGAAUAUAUCAAUCUGAUACAUGUACACAUUAUAAUUUAAAUCAAAGUAUGUUACUUGUUGGUUACGGUUAUGAUAAUGAUGGUAACGAUUACUGGAUAUUACAAAAUAAUUGGGGGACAAAGUGGGGUGAACAAGGUUACGUGAAAGUACUUCGUAACAAUUGGAAUAUGUGUGGAAUUGCUUCAAUGGCAUUUCGACCAAUAUUACGAGUUCAUCAUUAUGUUCAUUGAGCACACAACCUAUUCAGGCGCGUUUGUGAAAAGUUUACAACCUUUCGCUAUACGUGAUACAAAAAGGUGCAAUCAUCAACAUCACGGUGGCUGGCAAUAUGCAUUGAAACGAACGAACAUUAAUCAAAUGUGGAUUACCGAACUCCUAACAUCUAACCGGUCAUCAUUCAAAAUUUAUCGUCACAAUAGAUCAAGGUAUAAGAAAAGAAAACUUGUUGAAAUACUUUAUGCUGAGAAUUCUAUGUUG